Messenger RNA from Oryza sativa Japonica Group (Japanese rice), 4389 nucleotides. RefSeq lists its product as uncharacterized. The record is from RefSeq and is a predicted model, not a curated record. Gene Ontology annotation, molecular function: aspartic-type endopeptidase activity. Gene Ontology annotation, biological process: proteolysis. Lineage: Eukaryota; Viridiplantae; Streptophyta; Magnoliopsida; Poales; Poaceae.
AUGGAGAAGCAGAACGUGGAUUUCGGCAAGGUGCUCUUGGAGAUCCAGGAGUCGUUGGUGGCGCUGAAUCAUGCACAAGCCGAGACUCAAGCGGCGGUCGUCAAGUUGGAACAAGGAGCCAGCAGUUGGAAACCUCAAGUGGAAGCCGCGGUUCAAGAGCUGCGUGGGGAGGUCGAAGAGAUCAAGCAGCAAUUGGAUCUCAUUGGCAAAUCACAGCAAGCUUCCGCAUCGGCGUCUUCCCCUUGGGUUCCGUCGACAGACGGGGAAAGGAAGGCGCCACUGCUGCCCACGCCACCGCCAAAUUCUCUUAUGGCCUCGGUGGAGGGCGGAAGCAAAUCGGCUCAAAGCCAUCAUCAGCUUCAGAAUCACCGGGGAAAGACUUCAGGAGGAAACAUGACCCUAGGUCCAACCCCGGUCAAGGGUACGUAUGACUCACACUCCUUCCAGUUUCCAAAAUUUGAGAGUUCGGGGGUUGAAGGUGGAGAAAUUGACUUCGAAUUUGGGGAGAGACAAUAUAAUCACCGUGUUCCAAAGUUGGAUUUCCCUAAAUUCGAUGGGUUAGAUCCCCAGGACUGGCGCAUGAAGUGUGAGCAUUAUUUCGAUGUGAAUAACACGUUUCCUGGUUUGUGGGUGAGGGUAGCAACCAUCUACUUUGUGGGAAGGGCUGCAUCUUGGUUAAGAUCUUCUAGAGCUCAUUUGCGUUUUCCUAUAUGGGGGGAUUUUUGUGCUGCUGUGUCGGAAAAAUUUGAUCGCGACCAGCAUGAAAAUUUGAUUAGGCAAAUGGAUAGUAUUAAGCAGUCGGGAACGGUUUGGGAGUUUUAUGAGAGAUUUGCUGAGCUAAUGAAUCAACUAUUAGUUUAUGACCCUGGGGUGAGUGCAAAAUAUUUGACUCAUCGAUUCAUUGAAGGGCUGCGAAGAGAGAUUCGUAAUCCUGUACUUUUACAGAGACCAAAGACCCUCGAAACUGCUCUGUCUGUUGCUUUGUUACGGGAAGAGGUGUUGGAGAAUCCUCAAGUUUCCAGUGUUAAGGAAGUCAAGAGAAUGGAAGGCAACUCUGGUUUUCGAUCGGCAGGCAAGGGACCGUGGCCGUUGCCGCAACCACCAGGGAAGAGUGGAAGUUUCUCUUUGAUGAAUCGUCCUAAAGAGAAGAGAAGCACUGAUACUGUUCGCAGUCCAACAAAUUCGACAGAUAAAGUGACUACUCUCAAGGCUUAUCGCCGAGCCCAGGGAUUGUGUUAUAUUUGUGCAGAGAAAUGGUCCCCUACUCAUAAGUGUUCAGCCUCAGUUCAACUCAAUGUGGUUCAGGAGCUGUUCAGUCUCUUUAUGGAGGAGGGAGCUCAGGAAAGUCGGGAAACCUCAAUUAUAUCAGAUGCUGAAACGGGUGAACUAAUGGCAAUUUCAGUGCAGGCAGUACAAGGUUCUGAGCCAGAUGGAACUAUGCGCAUUUUAGGACAAGUUCAAGGAAAACAAGUGUUAAUUCUAGUGGAUUCAGGCAGCUCAGUGAGUUUUAUCAGUUCACAGAUAGCAGCUGGUCUAAAAGGGAUACAAUCUCUUCCUCGACAAUUGUCAGUCAGAGUUGCUAAUGGUGGUACACUCUGUUGUGAUGCUAUGAUUCCUCAGUGUGAAUGGCAAGUGCAGGGUCACAGAUUUAGAACCACUUUGAGAAUUUUGCCUCUUAACAGCUAUGACAUGAUUUUGGGAAUGGAUUUGCUGAAGGAGCACAGUCCAAUGUUAGUUAAUUGGUCUCAGAAAACUAUCAGAAUUAAUUUGCUGGGAGCAAUGGUGACUCUAACAGGGGUUCAGUCUGAACUGUCUAGGUGUGAAUUGUUAUCAGCUAAGGAGAUGCAGCAAUUGCAACAGAAACAGGCAGUAGCCCAUAUGGUUCAGCUUUGUUCUCUCUCUCAAGAUGAGGAAUCUGAAGAAAUACCAAAUGAAAUUCAGUUAUUACUUCAGGAGUAUGCAACUGUUUUUGCUGAACCAAAGGGGUUGCCUCCCACAAGACAAUUCGAUCACACAAUUCCUCUAAUACCAGGGGCACAACCGGUGAAUGUCAGACCCUAUCGUUAUACACCCGCCCAAAAAGAUGAGAUCGAAGCUCAAGUGACUGAAAUGUUACAGAAUGGCAUCAUACAACACAGUUCUAGUCCUUUUGCAUCUCCUGUACUGUUGGUUAAGAAGAAAGAUGGAUCAUGGCGAUUCUGUGUUGAUUAUCGCCAUCUCAACGCGAUUACAGUUAAGAAUAAGUAUCCCUUGCCAAUUAUUGACGAGUUACUUGACGAAUUGUCAGGUGCUCAGUGGUUUACAAAGUUGGAUUUGCGAGCGGGAUAUCAUCAGAUUCGAAUGAAGACUGAAGAUGAACACAAAACAGCAUUUCGCACUCAUAAUGGUCAUUUUGAGUUUAGGGUACUUCCAUUUGGCUUGACUAGUGCACCAGCCACUUUUCAAGGGAUCAUGAACAAUAUUCUAUCCUCAUUACUUCGACGCUGUGUGCUUGUGUUCGUUGACGACAUCUUAAUCUACAGUCGCACUCUUGCUGACCAUAUCAACCAUUUAAGGGCUGUUUUCCAAAUUUUGGUUAAACAUGGUCUGAAAGUUAAACAGAGCAAAUGCUCUUUUGCUCAACAGAAACUGUCUUAUUUGGGUCACAGAAUCAGUCCAAAUGGGGUUGCUACUGAAGAAGAUAAAAUAAAGGCUGUUAAAGAUUGGCCCACUCCUAAGUCACUAAAGGACUUGAGAAGCUUCCUUGGGUUAGCAGGUUAUUACCGAAAGUUUGUGCAAAAUUUUGGUAUUUUCAGUAAACCAUUGACAAAUCUGUUGCGCAAGGGUCAGCCUUUCAUUUGGAAUACUGUGACAGAUGCAGCUUUUCAAACCCUCAAGCAAGCACUGAUGUCAGCUCCUGUUCUUGCAAUGCCGGAUUUCUCCUUACCAUUUGUGGUUGAAACCGAUGCAUCAGAUAAAGGGAUUGGCGCUGUGUUGAUGCAGAAUGAUCACCCUAUAGCCUUCCUCAGUAAAGCUUUGGGACCUCGGCAUUGGGGUCUUUCUACCUAUGACAAGGAGAGUUUGGCUAUCAUGAUGGCAGUGGAUCACUGGAGAUCAUAUUUACAACAUGAUGAAUUCUUUAUCAGGACAGAUCAUCGCAGUCUCUCAUUUUUGGCUGAACAACGGCUGACCACGCCUUGGCAGCAUAAGGCUCUUACAAAAUUGUUGGGACUUCAGUACAAGAUCAUUUAUAAAAAGGGUGCUGAUAACAAUGCUGCUGAUGCUUUGUCUCGCUGUCCUGUACCUGAAUCUGUUGCUCUAUCAGCUCUUUCUGUUUGUGUUCCCGAAUGGACACAAGAAGUAAUUGAAGGUUAUCAUCAGGAUCCUGAUUCUGCCAGUAAAGUUCAAACGCUGUGCAUCAAUAGUUCUGCCAUUCCUGACUUCACACUUAAAAAUGGUCUGCUAUACUUCAAGGGCAGAAUGUGGAUAGGACAUAAUGUGCCUGUGCAACAAAAGAUUUUAGCCAAUUUGCAUACAGCUGCUAUUGGUGGACAUUCCGGAAUUACAGUGACUUAUCACCGAAUCAGACAACUUUUUGCUUGGACAGGUCUUCGUGCAGAUGUUGCAAAAUUUGUUCAACAGUGUGAUAUCUGUCAGAAGGCUAAGGUGGAACAUGUCAAGUAUCCAGGUGCAUUACAACCGUUGCCGGUUCCGGAACAGUCUUGGCAAAUUGUUUCUUUGGACUUCAUUGAGGCCUUGGACAUUGCUGAGGCAUACAUGCAGCACAUUCAUCGCUUACAUGGAUUACCAGAGGCUCUUAUUUCAGAUCCUGCAGCUGCUUGUACAGCACCAGAGUUGGUUGAUUGGCUGCAUGAAAGGGAUAAGAUGCAAACUCUCAUUCGAGAACAUGUGCUGCGAGCUCAAAUGAGAAUGAAACAUCAGGCUGAUUUAAAGAGAUCGGAGCGCUCCUUCUCUGUUGGCGAUUGGGUUUUGGCCAAGGUGGGAACUGUGGCUUACCGUCUGGCACUGCCAGAUUCCAGUUUAAUUCAUCCGGUGGUUCACGUCUCCCAACUCAAGAAGGCUUUGGCUCCCGUAGAACGGGUACAGUCUCAUUUACCCGUUUUGCCUGCUGAUGAAGCUGCAGACAUUUCGCCUUGUCAGGUGUUGAAUCACAGGCUUGUUCGCAAAGGAGCUAAACUGGUGAAACAAGUUCAGGUCUGUUGGUCCCGCCAAGAUCCCGCCGCCGUCACCUGGGAGAAUCUUCAGGAACUACGUCAACGCUUUCCACAGGCCGAAGCUUGGGGACAAGCUUCAUUUCAAGGGGGGGAGAAUGUCAUGACGACUACUUCAUCUGAUCCACCCAAAGGCACGGAUGAUCAAGGCGACGAACCAAUCUCACACAAUGGGUAG